Messenger RNA from Cebus imitator (Panamanian white-faced capuchin), 1962 nucleotides. It is a transcript of the gene SULT6B1, whose product is annotated as sulfotransferase family 6B member 1. Gene Ontology annotation, biological process: sulfation. The transcript is spliced from 9 exons. Gene Ontology annotation, cellular component: cytoplasm. NCBI's taxonomy places the organism in Eukaryota, Metazoa, Chordata, Mammalia, Primates, Cebidae. The record is from RefSeq and is a predicted model, not a curated record. Gene Ontology annotation, molecular function: sulfotransferase activity. The coding region runs from base 523 to 1320 and encodes 265 amino acids.
AUCUGCCCCCCUUGGCCUCCCAAAGUGCUGGGAUUACAGGCGUGAGCCACCAUGCCGGGCCUAGUAAAGCUUUUUUUUAAAAUGUGGCUCUAGUAUUGCUAAAGACAUUGAUAUCCAAAAUGCAGUUUGAAUAAUUCUUUCAAAAAUAAAGUGAGACUUUUCAGGAAAAGUUUAUAUAUUCAGUACUAUAGGUAAUUUUUUUUUAAGAAGAAACUCUUUAUUUUCAGUGUUAUAAACAGAACUUCAUUUAUAGCGUAAUAAACAUACUUUCAAUUUCUUUACAACCUAAAGAAUAAGACCCCUGGGGCCGGGCGCGGUGGCUCAAGCCUGUAAUCCCAGCACUUUGGGAGGCCGAGGCGGGUGGAUCACGAGGUCAAGAGAUCGAGACCAUCCUGGUCAACAUGUGAAAAGUCCCAUGGCCUUGUUUCUCAUAGCUGGUAAAGAAGCACCAAAGAAUUCCCCGGCACUAACAAUCAAAGUUAUGCCCUCUGAGAUCUCACUGGGAUUCCUUACCCCAUCACCAUGUGCACCUUGGAAACUUUCCAAGCGCUGGAGACCUUCGAAGCCACAUAUGAUGACAUCGUGGUAGCAUCUUAUCCAAAGUGUGGUUCAAACUGGAUUCUCCACAUUGUCAGUGAAUUAAUAUUUGCUGUUUCUAAAAAGAAGUAUGAAUAUCCAGAAUUCCCAGUUCUUGAAUGUGGAGAUUCAGAAAAAUAUCAGAGAAUGGAAGACUUUCCAUCACCAAGGAUUUUGGCAACUCACCUCCACUAUGACAAAUUACCUGGAUCUAUCUUCAAGAAUAAAGCCAAGAUAUUGGUGAUAUUUCGAAACCCUAAAGACACAGCAGUAUCUUUUUUCCAUUUCCAUAACGAUGUCCCUGAUAUUCCAAGCUAUGGCUCUUGGGAUGAAUUCUUCAGACAGUUCAUGAAAGGACAAGUUUCUUGGGGAAGCUAUUUUGAUUUUGCAAUUAAUUGGAACAAACAUCUUGAUGAUGACAAUGUUAAGUUCAUAUUAUACGAAGACCUGAAAGAGCAUCUGGCUGCUGGAAUAAAACAGAUUGCGGAGUUCUUGGGAUUCUUUCUAACUGGGGAGCAAAUUCAAACUAUCUCAGUCCAGAGCACUUUCCAAGCAAUGCGAGCGAAAUCUCAGAACACACACGGUGCUGUCGGCCCAUUCCUUUUCCGCAAAGGUGAAGUUGGUGAUUGGAAAAAUGUGUUGAGUCAAACUCAGAGCCAGGAAAUGGAUGAAAAAUUCAAAGAGUGCUUAGCAGGCACUUCCCUAGGAGCAAAGUUGAAGUAUGAAUCAUAUUGCCAGGGUUGAUUCCAGUCAAUUCAGCAGGACUCAAUUGUUUUUCCUUAAUAAUAAUUAAGUUUAAAUAAUUGAAUGAAAAUUCAGUCAAAUAAUCAAAUAAUGUUAAUUAAAUAAUAUUGAAAUCUAAACAAUACAAAUUUAAUAAUAAUGAUAACAUCUGAAAUUUUUAAACACAAAUGUAAGUUUGUUCACUUUUUCAGGGAAGGGCAUUUUAGCUGUCCCAAAGGGACACUGUGAUUAAUGCAUCACACUGGAGUUUUAACUUAUUUCAUGCUCUAGGUUCACAUAAGAGGGUAAGCAGAUACUACCAGAGACACACCUAGAGCUGUGUUUGCCCAUAGAUGACAGAGGCCUGCAAAUGAUGCACAAUUUUCUAUACUUUCCUCAUAAUAUAACUCCUUUCUUACUAUGGAUAAAAGCACUUGAGGUGGCUAUCUCAGACUUACUGUUGGGAGAGAGUUAAUACCAACUCUGCAAUAAAUUCCAUUCUAAUUUGGUUCAAGAAAAAAUGCAUUGCUCGUCUACUCCAUGAAUGCCAUUGCAGUAGGCCUUAGGAAGGCUUCCUCUCAAGGGACUUUAUGUUUCUACUUAAUAUGAUCUUUCAUUCAAUUCAAAGCUAAAGGUAAGAGAUUUUGUUAUUCUACCAUAAAG